Messenger RNA from Zychaea mexicana, 2151 nucleotides. RefSeq lists its product as uncharacterized. The transcript is spliced from 5 exons. NCBI's taxonomy places the organism in Eukaryota, Fungi, Mucoromycota, Mucoromycetes, Mucorales, Lichtheimiaceae. The coding region runs from base 135 to 1790 and encodes 551 amino acids. The record is from RefSeq and is a predicted model, not a curated record.
CUUAUCUGCUCUUUUCUUUCCCGUUUCCCUUAUAUCGUCGUCGUCGUCAUCUUCUUCUUCUUCUUCUUCCUCCCCCUCGUACCACACAGACACACAAAAAGAUCAGCACCAUCCCAUCCGAAUACAAAGAUAUUAUGAGAGCUCAGAAUGGCCAUGAUAUACAUUUCCGCUAUAAACUCGCCAAAUGCCUUACAUUCGUGAGCUUGAUCGCCGUUAUAACCAUGGCUCUAAGUUCGUUCCUUUACCCUGGACGGUUACGAUGGACAGCAGCAGAUGACGACGAAGAUAAUAGUUAUCCGCAGGCGGAUACGGCAGCAAGCAGCAGUAGAGACUGUAGCUUCAAACUCGACACACUUAUUCCUCAGAGUCCUGACGGAUCAUACACUCCUCCACCGCCCGACGAAACAUUACUACGCGCCGUCGAGCUUGCGUCCAACAAGGACUAUCAGAACUAUUGUCAAAGCUGGGACGAGGUCAACGGAUUCGCUGAUAACAAUGACAACAAUGAGCUCGAUGAUGAUGGCUGUGGCGUAUGGCAGCAAAAAUACUUGGCUCUGCACGAACAGCGUCUGGAACAGCUGCAGCGAUUGAAAGCAGGUGAUUUCGAAAGUUUCGGUCACGAGUCGAAGCCAGAGUAUGUUUCCUACCUGUGUGAAAGUGAUCCUCAAAAUAGAGGAAGUCAUGGAUGCGGUGGUCUGGCCGAUCGAAUGAACGGCAUGGUGUCCACCUUCUUUUAUGGCUUGCUUACAGAUCGCGCGUACUUGGCUCAUUGGGAAGACCCUUUGCCACUCGAAACAUUAUUCGAAAAGCCAUCGAUUGACUGGAGCUUUGAUCCAAAAGAGAUGCGCGAGCUGUUUGAUAAGAAAGAAGACGCUGAUAACAACGACUACCUAAGCUACAAAAAAGUCAAUACCCUUAACCAGAAAUGGGGACCCAUCGGCAGAACCAUGUUUCCUCACGGUGCUACCCAAGACUUUAAAGACCUUUGGAACGCUUCGUACGUGGAGUGGCAUGGAAACCGCGCUUUUGUCAUUCGAACCUUCCGAGAAUCGAGUAUAUACCCCGAAAAGCUUAACCAACUCGGUUUGACCAAGGAGAACUCGUUCAGAUGUAUCAUGGAUUACUUGUUCCGUCCCACCAUUGGCGCUCGUCAGUUCAUCAAUGCGUAUAAAAACAUGUUUGAAAUGGACAGCAUCCUAAGCAUUGGUCUUCAGAUUCGCACAGGAGAUAGUGGCAUCGUGAACCCAGGCGAUGACCUAAACACCUUGCAAAUGUGGGAUUACUUUAUGAUUUGCGCCAACCAACUCCGUGAAGCCAAACGCGAACCUCACCACAAACAAGUCGUUUAUUUCCUGAUCACCGACUCUGUACGUUUGCGCGACGAAUUUGUAUCAUUGAACCACGACAAAACCAAGGCCCAACAGUUCCUGGGCGACAAUCAUCAAGAUGUCACCAUGGUCGUCACAGGGUUGCCCAUUGAACAUGUCGAAUCAAAAACCAUCAAGCCGAAAUUCCUGCACAACAUUACCAAAGCGGACCUGACGGAGGACGAACAGAACACGUUGGCUGGCGUGAAUGCUGCAGUGAUCGAAAACUGGCUGCUGAGCUUUACAGACUAUCGUUUGAUCAGUCGUCAAGGCUUUGGUAAGCUCUCGGCGUUCCAUAGCAAGUCGUCACAUACGACCAUUGGUAUGCCUAAAUUGUCGCGCAAACAAGUCGCUGUCAACUGUGCCAACCCUCAUGCAUUCAUCACAUUCGAUACUCUCAGCACUUGGUGGAGCUUGGGUUAAAGCACAACCUUUACCUUUCUCUCUAUAUCUCAUAUGCCCUUUUUAUCCACAUCCCUCCCCAUGUCACACUAUUGUUCCAACAUCACGACUCCUAAAACGAACAACUUUACUCGCAUCAUCUCAUUUAAUGUAUAAUUUUUCUCUAACACAUUCAUUUUCCUUGCCACUAUCAGCCAUGCCAUACUACCUCUCACGCGUGUUACAUAUGUAGUUGUCUUCCUACCGCUCUAGAUGUUACUUUUAUCUGCACCUGAUGGUAUUUUUCUUUUUCAACUUGCACAUAAAAAUCCCUUUAAAGGAAUUUUUUAUAUAUCAAAAGUCGACUUUUCAGUUUGUUUUACCCGAAUAUAGCAAAUCAGCA